AUGGACAACAAGACCCCCGCCAAAAAGGAUUCCCUGACCAUCCAAGAGCUUUGGCGCCGUAUGAACCAGCCCAUCAUCCUCACACACGAGGGCCCCAUGCUUCCCGGCGACCCCAGCACCCUCCAGAAAGUCCCCGAGCUCAAGGCCACCGCCCUCGUCGCCGGCAAUCUUCUCUGCGGUCUCCGUCUCGAGAGCCCCUCCGGCGAGACAGGCAACAUGGUCGCCCCGAGCGAUCUCUGGAAGGAUGCCAUCAUCUACCAGGGUGACACCAGCGGCGAGCGACCAGCCAUCGAAUCUUCCAAGCUUCUCCGCCGCAACGUGGAGCUCUGCAACAUCCCCCUGCCCAUCACCAGCAAGCGCGUCAUGGAUAAGAAGCUGCCAGCUGGCUACCGCAAGGUUGAGAUCAAGUUCAGCUUCGUCGAUCCUAGCGAGGGGAACAGCCAGUCCAAGGGACUCAUUGAGAUUCAGGACUCUGAGGUUGAAAAGGCUUUCCUCAUGUUUGGCCAUGACCAGGACAAUCAUGGCAAAUCGCUGAUGCUUGAGGAGGUGGUUGACGGGGGCGAGGGUACUGAGGCAUGCUGGGUUGUGGACAUGAUCAACCCCUGA
This is a messenger RNA of Fusarium verticillioides 7600, 606 nucleotides long. RefSeq lists its product as hypothetical. The transcript has a single exon. The record is from RefSeq and is a predicted model, not a curated record. The coding region runs from base 1 to 606 and encodes 201 amino acids. Lineage: Eukaryota; Fungi; Ascomycota; Sordariomycetes; Hypocreales; Nectriaceae.